Alosa alosa (allis shad) is the source of this 5337-nucleotide messenger RNA. It is a transcript of the gene fam20cb, whose product is annotated as FAM20C golgi associated secretory pathway kinase b. Gene Ontology annotation, molecular function: protein serine/threonine kinase activity. Gene Ontology annotation, biological process: protein phosphorylation. The transcript has 10 exons. Gene Ontology annotation, cellular component: Golgi apparatus. The coding region runs from base 938 to 2653 and encodes 571 amino acids. NCBI's taxonomy places the organism in Eukaryota, Metazoa, Chordata, Actinopteri, Clupeiformes, Clupeidae. The record is from RefSeq and is a predicted model, not a curated record.
CUGCGCCGCUGCCUUCACCAUGACAUAUAACACACCCACCACAGCUCUCGCACUCUACACAACUAUUUCCUCAAGUCUACGCCUAGGUGUAGCUUCUAGACCGACCAACAAAUCUUGUUGCACUUGUCAGAAAUAGCAUUCUUUCGUCGUAGUGGUUGUGAUCGCUGUGCGGAAUCGUGGCUUGAGUAUCUAGAAAUGUACACUUUGCCCGACGGAAGGAGCCUGGUGCAUCACUUUCUCUUCGUCUUCUGCGCACGUUGAUUGGUUUUAUAUUGUGCUUCCAAGUCUGGGCUAUUGGAGGAUCCUCAAGAACAACGUUUCUAUGUGAACGACUGAUACUCUGACAGAAAUUGGAAAACACCUUUUACGACACAUCUGUUAUGCCAUGGAGCACAAGUUGCUGGCUUCAAAUGUCUUCUUAGUGCUCAGAUGAUGUGGACAGGAGGUUUGUGCGCUGCAGAUCCGAGGAUGGACCGCUCCGUUGAGGAUCUGGCGAACACGCAUCAUUGUGGAUAAAUCCACAUUGUCUCUCCAAAGCGCGUGCAGAAAGAACGUCGCCACUUUUGAGGCAUGAACGUCGCGAAAGUAUCACCUCUCUGAAUUUGUGGUUCUUUCUCAGGGCGAGGAGAUAUUUUUGAAUGCUGCAUGCACAGGUUCGCCACUGGCCCGUGCCUGGUCAACCUAGUAGGCUACACCUGGCGACAUGAUCCGAUUUUAUUGUUUUAAACCGCCAAGAGAAGAUAAGUGAAUCGGCAUUAGAAACGGACAAUUGUAUUUUAAAAAGCAAGCCGUGCUCUUAUAUCUUACAAAGCUGGCAAAUGAACAUGAUAACGUUAAUAUAUACCUUUUGAAAUUAGCGGUCAGCGUGGUGUACACCUUUUGCGAUGUAGUGUGUCUCUUCGUUUUUGCUCUUAUUAUUCUAAUCGAACAGGACACUAUGAAGAUGAUACUCUUUCGUAAAUUUCGAGUUUUGAUCCUCAUGGUGUUCCUCAUAGCAUGCUCGAUGCAUAUUAUGAUAGACUUAUUACCCAAACUGGAGCGACGGAGCAACGCCGCCUGUUCCUGCCCUCACCGACCGAGCGAGGAGCCUCAGAACUGGGGCAAACAUCGACCCAGGUCGGGACCAGAUUCGGGCUGGCCUAAUAAGCAUACUUUGCGAAUACUUCAAGACUUCAGUAACGAGCCUAGCUCCAAUCUGUCCUCACAUUCACUGGAAAAAAUAACAGCCGCGGGCGAUAAAACAGAGGCUCUCAAAAGACUUGAACAUUUCGCACAAAACAGUGAAGGCAAGAAACAAUUUAUCGGGGACGCAAACAGAAGCAAGAAUGUACCUGUCAAAGGUUCUCGACUUUCUGCGUUGUAUGAACACCAUCUCUACAAAAGACCUUUGCCGACACUGACAGACGAAGACACGUUAUUCAACGUCAACACGGACAUAAGAUUUGACCCGAAAGCUUCUGAAAACCAAGAAUGGCAUACUCAAGGCAAGGAGGGUGAAUACACUCAAAAUGGAGAGCUGUCAGCAGAUGCCUAUCCAAACUGGCUGCGCUUCCACAUUGGAAUAAACCGAUAUGAGCUCUACUCCCGCCACAACCCGGUCAUCGAUGCCAUGCUCAAAGACCUUGUGUCUCAAAGAAUCACCAGUGUGGCCAUGAAGUCCGGAGGCACGCAGCUGAAGCUCAUCAUGACAUUCCAGAACUACGGCCAGGCACUGUUCAAGCCUAUGAAGCAAACGCGUGAGCAGGAAACCCCUCCAGACUUCUUCUACUUCUCCGACUUUGAGAGGCACAACGCCGAGAUCGCCGCCUACCAUCUGGACAGAAUCUUAGAUUUCCGGAGAGUUCCUCCGGUGGCCGGCAGGUUGGUCAACAUGACGAAGGAGAUCAGGGACGUGACCCGAGACAAGAAGCUCUGGAGGACCUUCUUCAUAUCCCCAGCCAAUAACGUGUGUUUCUACGGCGAGUGCUCGUACUACUGCUCCACGGAGCACGCUCUGUGCGGGAAGCCGGACCAGAUCGAGGGCUCGCUGGCUGCCUUCCUGCCGGACCUGGCCCUGGCCAAGCGCAAGACCUGGAGGAACCCAUGGAGACGCUCCUACCACAAGCGCAAGAAAGCAGAGUGGGAAGUUGACCCUGACUACUGUGAGGAGGUCAAGCAGACUCCCCCGUACGACAGCGGAACUCGCCUACUGGACAUCAUAGAUAUGACCAUCUUUGACUUCCUCAUGGGGAAUAUGGACCGACACCACUAUGAGACCUUUGAGAAGUUUGGGAAUGAGACCUUCAUCAUCCACCUGGAUAAUGGACGAGGGUUUGGGAAACAUUCGCAUGACGAGGUCUCAAUCCUGGUGCCUUUGAGCCAGUGUUGCAGGGUGAAGAAGUCCACCCACCUGCGCCUCCAGCUGCUGGCCAAGGAGGAGUACAAGCUGAGCACGCUGAUGGAGGAGUCCCUGCUGCAGGACCGCCUGGCGCCCAUCCUCAUCCGGCCGCACCUAGACGCCAUGGACCGCCGCCUGCGCCUGGUCCUCCAGGUGCUCUCCGACUGCAUCGAGAAGGAGGGCUACGCCAACGUAGUGGAGGAUGACCUGAGCGAGCCUCAGCAGACCGCAGCAGCCGCCGCUGCUCCCCUGGCCCCCGCUACCCACCGAAGGUAGUAGAGCCCUGAACCGACAGGGGGUGGGGGCCCGGUCAGACAAGACGUCCACAAACAUUGGUGCGGAACAGUUUCGGCAUGGACGUGGUUAUUUAGCCCCCGAAGUGCUGGAGUUGGACGCGUGGCGGGACAGGCGGUUGUUUGUUUAUGGACCAGCGAGAGUAAAGACGCUUCUGUGUUCUUGAGUGAACCUUGUUUAUUCACAUUUGCUUUGAAUUCAGUGAAUUCCAUAAGACUUGGUUAUACAUUCCUCAAACUGCCUGUGUUUGUUUGUGUGUGUGUGUGUGUGUGUGUAUAUGUUCACACACACAUACACACACACACACCGUGGCAGUUGCGAGAAGCGAAAAGGGAAUAUUUGGGAUGGAGUCGUCAAUAUUCCUGGAGAUUCGUUGUCUCCACACUUGACAACAUGUGGAGAGAGCAAGACUUCUUCUCUGUUUUGGAUUUUUGUUGUUGUUGUUGUCAUUGUGGUUGUUUUUCUAAUUUAAGAGAGCUUUGAUUGGAGCGCAGGUUUGUUCCAAGAUGUCCAUGCACAUGUGCACCAAAUAUUCCUUUCUCUAAAAUUUUAUUUAUUGAGUGUCAUAUUUAUUAUUUCAGAGAGAAAAAAAAAAAGAUUGACACUUUUUAUUUCCACAAAGCCUGAUCAACAGAAUGGAUUUUUAGAGUCAACAAAUCAAUGGAACAGAACAGCUGUCCACGUGCAGUCCCUGCAGGUAGAGGCUCAGUUGCCUGUAUGGGAUCUGUGGUCCAGCACUAACUGAAUUUAAAGGUUUCUUGUAUUUACUCUUAUCAAAUGACAACACAUUAUCCAAAUAUACACCCCAAAGUUUGCAGGUCAAUGUGAGAACUCAUUUAGGUGGAUACAUCUAUUUUGGCAUUGCACCUACAGUAUGGACAUGAUUGGUUUCAUUGUUUUCACGUCAGUUGAAAAGUACUCAAGCUUCACAUCAGUUGAAGAGUGCUUAAAGCUUUUGUGUUGUUUGAGGGUUGUCAAUACAGUGACAACUGUGUCAGGUUUAGAGAUUUAUGUUUGAAAUUUUACAUUUUACUCACUUCUGAACAAUUUAACCAUAAAUGAUUUUACAGGGUAAAUGAGUUGCAUUCCAUUUGUACCAUGGCUUUUCACAUGGUAAUUCAGGCCGACAACAGAAACAUCUCAGAAGUAAUAUUUUGGUCACAGGAAACAGUGUUAUUGUACUCUGAAAUUGGAUGUGAUAAAAUGGAUAAAUUAGCGUUGUGACUUUGCCGCAACCAUUUUUAUUUUUUAUUACACUGUCUGUAUCUGGCGUAACCACAGGAGGUUAAGAGGCCAAUUUUCAAUAGGACUUGAGAAACUCUAAUAGAAGGACAAACACUCUUUGAUGUUAUUCCAAACGAGAUUAUGUUUUUGAUCAUGUGCCUCUGUACAACAUCUGUAGUUAGAAUGAAGACUUCAUAAACACUGCAGUCUAAUCUCAAAAGACAGCUUCACAGCCAUAAACCUUUGUCACAUGGAAAACUUUUGCUUUAAGUUAAUAAAAAAAAAAAACAGGUCAGGAGAAUGAAUCACUACACAUACAUAGCAAAGUAUGACAUUGUCUGUUUCUGCCAUAGUUACCAUAGCUUUCUUUGCUUCAGACCAAAAUAUGUGCUAUGAUGGAUCAUAAGCCUGUAUUCCAGAUCACAGAAUAACAUGCUAUUAUGCUCAUGUGCAGUUAUUUUCAUUAUUGUGGUGCUUUGGUUAAAAAAUGGAAUUUAAAACCACAAAGAUUUGUUGUAAGUCAUAUUUUUCAGUCACAUCUUGUCAGUUUGUACAGCUUAAACGGAACACUUAUUAUGCUCAUAAUCAACAGCUACUUUUAGCCGUCUUAUCUUUUUGAAAUGCCUUUGUUGUGGCGUAUUUGCACACAGGACUUUCAUUCCAAGAGAAUACAGUCUUAAGUCCACUCAUGCAAAUCUGGUGAUCAUAGCUUUUAUACUCAUUCAGAAUCACAUUAUGUUGGUUGUGCACUCACUCAGUCAGUUCUGCAAGGUCCACUACACCGCAUGGACUCUGCUUCUUCAUAAUAUACCAUAAGCUUUUUCCAUUACCAAAUGUAAUUCAUUUGCAGUAUAAAAUCCAUUUGUUGACUUAAAACAUAUCUUUUUAUAAGUUGUUUCUAAAGAUAACUAUGGUGUACAGAUAUUCAUAAUGAUAUCCGGUACUGAUAUCAUAUUAAUAGUAGAGAGCACUAUUCUAGAGAACACAUUUCCAGUACUGCUGAAAACUUAUGUAGGUAUGUGAAUCCAGUGCCUGUGCAAUGAUAGGAAUACUUGAAUGUUUUGGGUUAAAGGUGAUUUUAAGAAAAUAAAAUAAAAACAAAAUGAAAAAAUGGGGGAAGCUAUUCCGGGGUUAGGUACUAGGUUUUGGGGCAGUGGAGGGUUUGCCCAUCUUGGGGGCACUUUUAGCCAAGAACACAUGACCUAAAAUGUUUGUUUUCUGACUUUUCACAACUGUGUUUAUUAUUCAGAAUACGUUCAGCAUCAUGGGCUAUUUUGGCAGGCAUUUGCUUCUCCUAACUUUGUGUUGUUUCUGUGGAUUUGUUUUGUUUUUGCUACAUGGUAAAAGUGCAAUAAAACAAAAUGGGCAAAAAAAAAUAUUUCUCAACUGUCUGCUCUUUUACUGGGCCAUGUUAUUUGGGAAAUUGCCAGUUAAAGCUGUCA